Molecule: messenger RNA, 1074 nt
Organism: Paraglomus brasilianum
Lineage: Eukaryota; Fungi; Glomeromycota; Glomeromycetes; Paraglomerales; Paraglomeraceae
Source: the annotation of a GenBank genome assembly
AUGAAUACCUCAAUUCUUCCAAUUAAUUCAACAACACCUCUGCCACUCUCUCCAGAACGCACCAUCGAUACUAUUACUAACGCUGUCAAUGCUACUACUGGUUUUAAUGCCGCCAUCGCUGCUACUAGCAGUACCACCACCACCGCUAACUUUGAUUCUGACGCAUUCAUAAACAGAUUUACAGACAUUCUUACUCAUGCCGAAUAUCUUCUCUUGCUUAAACCCCCAUAUUCUCUUACCGCAUCGCUCAAUACUCUUCUCGAUCCAACACGCACAAACCGUGCAAGAAGGAACUCUUAUCCACCUCGUCCCAGGAAUAGUUGGUUGAUAUUCAGAACAGAUUACAAAAACAAGUUACGUGUUAUUCACCCUGAUCAACCAUCAACUAUAGAGAAAGUGUCUAAGCUAGCUAGUUCUGAUUGGGCAAAUCAGUCGGAGGAAGUCAAACAAUUCUUUACCGUACUUUCAAAAAUGGCUAAAAAACUCCAUGAAGAUGUUUACCCUAAUUAUAUUUAUCAUCCAAGGAGGAACAGUAAUAACGGAAGGUUUGUUUUCAGAGUGAUAAGUGAGGAACAAAUUAUGAGACGUGGUAGAAGUGCAAAUGAGAGAAAUCGAAGGAACAGAAGAGAUAAUGACGAGAACACAGAGGAAAUGGACGAAAUGCGCGUUCGGUUAAAUGACGAACAACGUAAUAGCGUGCAAGUAAACGCCAACAAUAUUGCUGGUGUAAACAACGUACACGAUAAUGGACAUCUUUCCAGUGUUUCGCUCAAUGACUAUGACGUAAACAACCCUGGUUUUUUCACUGACUCGGACAUUGCCGAUUCCACACCUGAACACUUGAACAUUAUCGACACAUUGUCACAAAUUAUUGAUAUUAAUCUUUAUAACCCUAACCCCAACUACUUGAAUCAAAUCAUGGGUCAAGAAAAUUUCACAUACGGCGAUGACAACGAAAUUGGCACAAACUUUGGUAUCAUGUCAACUCAACCUUCUGGUCAAAUUCUCAACCAUUUAUCUUUCGAACCAUCAAUUCACACUCCGACGACGUUUGAUGUGUACAAUGGACUUUGA